This is a messenger RNA of Zalophus californianus (California sea lion), 3659 nucleotides long. It is a transcript of the gene FAM163A, whose product is annotated as family with sequence similarity 163 member A. Lineage: Eukaryota; Metazoa; Chordata; Mammalia; Carnivora; Otariidae. The transcript is spliced from 5 exons. The record is from RefSeq and is a predicted model, not a curated record. Bases 367 to 867 code for a protein of 166 amino acids.
CCAGGACUGGGGCCAGCGCCAAUCAGGUGGCUCGGUACCUGCCCCCAGCCACGGCCACCUGGAGGGGCGAUGAGGUUCUCCGCUCCGUGCGGGGCCAGUGCUCGGAGCGCGGGGGAACGCAGAGGAGCCUCACGUGGGCAGCCCCAGGCCCGGGCGCUCGGAAGGACGCGCGCAAACCCGGUGCCAGCCGAACGCGGGAGCGGCCGCCGGAGCGAAGCUGCUCAGCUGCGGAACUGAUGCCCUUGGCCAUGACGCACCCCCAACCUCUAUCUGCUCAGGCGCAGCCUGCGUGACCAAGCCGUCGCUGUCCCAGCUGUUUCACGUCACUGUUCCCUUUACUGAACAGUUUGAUGGGGCGUCGGGCGGAUGACAGCGGGAACAGUUGUGAUCACUGGCGGAAUCCUAGCUACGGUCAUCCUCCUCUGCAUCAUUGCCGUCCUGUGUUACUGUAGGCUCCAGUAUUAUUGCUGCAAGAAGAGCAGAGCCGAAGAUGCAGACGACGAGGAGGAGGAGCACGACCUGCCCCCACACCCCAGAGGCCCCAGCUGUAAUGCCUGCAGCUCCCAAGGCCUGGACGGCCGAGGUGGCCUGGCGCCUCUCACCAGCGAGCCCUGCGGCCAGCCAUGUGGGGUGGUGGCCGGCCACUGCACCACCUGCUCCCCAUACAGCUCCCCCUUUUACAUACGGACGGCUGACAUGGUGCCCAAUGGGGGCGGAGGCGAGAGGCUCUCCUUCGCUCCUACAUACUACAAGGAAGGGGGACCCCCACCCCUCAAGUUGGCAGUGCCCCAGAGUUACCCGGUGACGUGGCCAGGCUCUGGGCGCGAGGUCUUCACCAAUCCAAGGGCUAUUAGUACAGACGUGUAACCCCCUUCCCCCCUGACCCCUCCACAUACCGACGCUGCUGUCCCGGCAGGAACAACCGGGGGGGGGGCAGCAGGGGACCCCUCCAACAGCCCACAAGGACAAUCUCAGUGGUUUUCUUUUGUUUGUUUUGUUUGUUUUGUUUUUGUAUUUGUUUUUGUUUUUGUUUUUUGGCUUUUCUUGCUCCACAGUGGAUUCAAGCUGCCGAGUCAUUGAGAACCAGGGCAGGCCCAGAGGUGGGGGCUGGCUGGAUGUGUGGGCAGCCGUGCCUCUGUCUGUGCUGGAACGUUCCUCCCCCAGCUCCAGCCCUGCCACCACCCCUCUUGCUUACCUCGCUCCCCCCAGCUUUGCUGGACUCUGAGCGGAAGAACAGCAGGGAAAGCUAAGCAAAGGCCUUCUUGUGGGGGGCCUCCUUGGGCGAUGGAAGGAGAAAGGGGACUGAGGGCGCAGGGAGAGGUGAGAGAUAAGGCACUGCGAAUCUGAGAAGGGAGGGGAAGGUGUUCCCCCUCUUCGGGACCUGCUUGCUAAAACGAAUCCGAAUCCGAGACCCAGUUCACAAGCUAGUUUUUUUGUAUGUGAUGAUCAUGGGGACUGCAGUCCCUGUCGCUGCUCCAAUAUGGAUAUUGAUUCUGGAACCCGCUACGUUCCCCUUCCUCGUGGGACACACUGAGUGGACUCGGAAGGCCGUGGCCUAAGGUUAUUUGUGGGGAAUGCACCGAAAAGGGAAGCCUAACCUUGUCUCCCCCCAAAUCCUCUUUCUCUGCCUCUGGAACCAGCUGCCCCUGCUGGAGAACCUUGUUGAAGUUUUGUUACGGAGUCUGAGCAGCUUGGCGGAUGAGACCUUCUUGCUGAUGGUCUCUGGGGCCCCGGUCUGCCACCCUGAGCGCUGCAUGGGGGAGCAGUGCUGUGAGGGUGCGUGUGUUCUCAGGUGGGCACACACCUGUCACCACCCGCACACGUCACACACCAGGGGCUUUGCGGUCUCUGGGAGCUGCAGAGUGGAAGGGGCUCUGAUGUACGGACUAGAAAGGGAAAUCUGACCCUCAGACAGCAUGAGUGGAAGAUGAUUAAGGUAGCUAGUCCCCUAGCAAGCAGCUGGCUGGUGCAGGGGGAGCCUGCUGUCUCCGGGGGACAAUGCUGCAGCAUUGAAGCCAUGUACCCCCUUUAGAGGCCCAGCCUUCUACUUGGGCCUCCAGCAGCAUCAUCAUAGAGCUGGACGACUUCACUGCACCGGGGACAGCGGCCCCCACUCCUGGAUUCCAUGCUUGCCGCCCUCCCUCCGCUGUACCCCCCCAGCCCCCCAGUCUCCAGUGAGGGCCUGUUACUUGCCCGAGCCCAGCCCUCCCUUCCCACGUAGAACUCCGCUGUGGCCCAAUGCCAUUUGAGGAAGUGCACCUGAUGAGUUUUCCAGUUGCCUCUACACUAAGGGGGUGGCCGCUCCCCCUUCUAAGGACAUACAUAACCCCCAGCACUUCUGAGUCACCGCAUGCCGCAGAGGGUGGGGCAGGGAAAGUGCUAGCCCCUUUGCGGAAAGCGUGAUUUUGCAUUUGAGAAAGGGCCAGGUGCAUCUGGGAGAGGGGAGGGGAGGAGAGGAUUCACCACACCUCCUGUUUCACUUUGUCUGAGCACUUGUCACCUUGCAUCUCAGCUGUAAUUAGGGCACACCCGGUGAAGAAUCAGGGGACCUGGGGUCUGGUCACACUGAAGUCACUCGUUAGCUCUAGGACCAGUCAUUUAUCUUCUCUGAGACCCCAUAUUCUCCAGGAAAAGGAGACCUGCCCAGACGGUCCCUAAGAAACAGCCAGGACUUCCUGAAAAGAUCUGCCGGCCACACUGCUUUUCCUUGCCCGAGUCCUGGCAGGGGCUAGAUGCACUUGCCAAUGGCCUGAUCCAGUGCACGUGGAUGUGUGUUGAGGACUGAGCCACCACCGUGAAAUACAGGUUUAGCAGGCAAAACAAUUUUAAUUGUUCGGUGAAAAGCAAACACGUUUGUCUGAUUCUCCUCCUGGGGCAUCUCAGACAGUAACAGGUCCUUAUAGCAGGAGGCAGCUCUAAGCAGGGUGUCAUGAGAUCUGCCUCCCAGUCCAGAGGCACCGGUGUGGGACAGCAACUUUAACAUGCGCCAUCCCAUUGCCCGUCCUUAUUGGGCCAAGCGCACCCCCCUUGCCACGAGCUGCUGGGUCUGACAGCUGUUUUGGCCUCCUGACGACCAGCCCUUGUGCCUUGCUGCCCAGGAAUUCCACAGCUGAUCAGCCACAGCAAGGGUGGUGGCUCCUCACCAAAACAUAAUGACAUUGUUCCUCUUGCCUUUGGCGAAAUCAAGACAGCCCUGUCGGCUAUCACCUGCUUCUGGCUCUGAUCUAUUGAGGUCCCUGAAUGAAAAGCAUCUUAAACAGUCCCCUGUCAUCCUGUAGCUUUCCCAGCCUAGAUCUUGUCAACACAUUGAAAUCUGGGCUUGGGGACACUGGAGAGGUGAUGGGCCACGGCUCUCCCCUACACACCCCCCACAGCGUGCAGGGCACAGUCUCCGGAUUGCCUGUCCAUCCCCCUGUCACGGGGAGGGCCUUACCUACAGAAGAGGAAGCUCACCCAUUCAACUGCGCCGCACACUUCGUCUCUGUGGAGUCUGUCCCAUGGGACACUGUCUGGACACUUUUCAAAUCGUACCCUAACAGGAAGAGAAGGAGAAGAAGCUGGGAACACUUUCCUGUCUGCCAUCUUGUCUCCACCUCCACGUCACCGCUCUUGCUACAGAUUUCCCAUCCUGCAUCUUUGAUAACUUGGAGUCACAACCA